UGUCACAGACAUAUGCUUGCACUAGCUCCUAUAAUAGGCAACUUGGUCAGGGGGUGUUGCGCCAUUUAGGCUAGCGCUUUUUGAAAUCAAUCUUAACCAGCCUCUUAAGAUAAAAAAAAACGACCCGAAACUGCAUUUGUGCGUUAGAAAAUAAAAGGUAUCGCUGCGUUGUGUGAUCAUGUCAACAUGCUUUUACUUAGGCUACAUCUCUUGUUCCUCCGAAGGUCACGAGAUUUAAUGAAGACAAAAUGCGCCACCGCAUGUUGGUGAGAUCAAGCGCGUCUGGAGUUUCUGCGGGGAGCUGGAUUGAAGGAAGAACUAAGGCUGUGACGGAACCCGCAUUGCAUCACAGAAUCGUUGCCCAGCCACCACUUGAGCUACAGGCAGCAUCUAUUCGGUUUAUUUUUUCUGUGAAAAAACAGCAUGCCUUAUGAAGGGAUGUUGCUGCUGUAUGGACACCUUGUAGCAUGUUGUUUUUUAAACAGUUAAGCAUUCGUUACAUUGUUGUAAACUUUUUGGUUUCAGUGAAUAUACUAGAUUUUGCUACGCCGAGUCAUCAGCAGCAACAGGGCGUAAAAAAUCAACAAUUAAGCUGAACGGAGUAACCUGUUUGCAGUACAGUUACAAACAGCGUUAAAGUUCUCAGCCCUUACUCGCAGAUUGAAAGAAUUUGUGGAAAUAAUUAAUGCAUCAUUUCCGCUAAAUGGAUCAGCGUAGGUGACGGUCGGAUUAUUGCCUUUUUGAGGAGAUCUGAACCAUUUAGGAAUCCAAAGCCGGAGUAGGAAAAAUAUGUAUGGGAGAUAUACCCAGGAGCUGGGCGCCUAUGCUAAAGAGGAGGCGGCUCGCCUGCGGGAGGACUCGGGUCUGCGUCGCUCGGCCAGCGUGCGUGGACAGACCCCGGAGCCGCUCGAGGACGAGAAGGACGCAUGCACCAAGUGCCAUGACUGCGCCACACGCUGCAGGAAGUUCCUGAUCUCGCGGGUGGGGGAGGACUGGAUCUUCCUCAUCCUGCUCGGCCUGCUGAUGGCGCUGGUGAGCUGGGCCAUGGACUACACCAUCGCCUUCUGCCAGCAAGCUCAGAAGUGGAUGUACGGGGGACUGGAUAGAAACAUGCUGCUCCAGUACCUGGCCUGGGUGACCUACCCCGUGGUCCUCAUCACCUUCUCGGCAGGCUUCACGCAGAUCCUGGCCCCGCAGGCAGUGGGUUCAGGGAUCCCCGAGAUGAAGACUAUCCUGAGAGGCGUAGUACUGAAGGAAUACUUGACCUUUAAAACCUUUGUGGCCAAAGUCAUCGGCCUCACAUGUGCCCUGGGCAGUGGCAUGCCCCUGGGGAAGGAGGGACCAUUUGUUCAUGUUGCCAGCCUGUGUGCUGCUCUCCUGAGCAAGUUCAUGGCCUUGUUUGGAGGGAUCUAUAUGCUGAAGGAAGAGCCCUUUGUGGGAACCAAGAACGAACUGAGGAACACGGAGAUGCUGUCUGCAGCCUGUGCUGUCGGUGUGGGCUGCUGUUUCGCUGCCCCGAUAGGAGGUGUGCUCUUCAGCAUUGAGGUGACGUCCACCUUCUUUGCGGUGAGGAAUUACUGGAGAGGCUUCUUUGCCGCAACCUUCAGUGCCUUCAUCUUCCGAGUGCUGGCCGUGUGGAACCAAGAUGAGGAGACAAUCACUGCUCUCUUUAAAACGCGUUUCCGCCUCGACUUCCCCUUUGACCUCCAGGAGCUUCCAGCAUUUGCUGUCCUUGGGAUUGCCAGUGGCUUUGGGGGUGCUCUGUUUGUUUACCUAAACCGAAUAAUUGUUGAAUCCAUGAGGAAGCAGAAAACAAUCAACAAGUUUUUACUGAAGAAGCGGCUGGUGUACCCUGCUCUCGUCACCCUGCUGGUGUCCACCCUCACUUUUCCUCCAGGGUUUGGGCAGUUCAUGGCUGGACAGUUAACUCAGCAUGAGUCUCUGGUGGCACUCUUUGACAACCGCACCUGGUACAAGCAGGGAGUAGCGGAGGAGUUUGACUUCCAGCCUGAGGCCUGGAAACACCCCCAGCUCAAUGUCUUCGUCACUCUCCUCCUCUUCGUCGUCAUGAAAUUUUGGAUGUCAGCAGUGGCAACCACCAUGCCAGUUCCCUGUGGAGCUUUCAUGCCAGUCUUCCUCAUAGGAGCUGCAUUUGGACGUCUCGUUGGAGAGAGCAUGGCGGCCGUUUUUCCUGAUGGCAUAACCGCCGACGGCACCGUGUAUCCCAUAGUACCUGGCGGCUAUGCAGUUGUAGGUGCGGCAGCUCUUUCAGGGGCUGUCACACACACCGUGUCGACAGCGGUGAUCGUGUUCGAGCUGACCGGUCAGAUUUCCCACAUCCUACCCGUGAUGAUCGCUGUGAUCCUGGCCAACGCUGUGGCCCAGAGCCUGCAGCCCUCGCUCUACGACUCCAUCAUCCGCAUCCAGAAGCUGCCCUACCUCCCCGAGCUGGGCUGGGGGCAGGAGAAGUAUAAUAUCAGAGUAGAGGACAUCAUGUUGCAGGACGUGCGUCACAUCACUCUCACCUCCACCUAUCGCCACGUCCAGGAUGCCGUGAGCACAGCCCAGCUCAAAACACUGGCCCUGGUGGAGUCCAAUGAGUCCAUGAUACUGCUCGGCUCCAUUGAGCGCUCCCAGCUCCAGUCCCUGCUCUCCCUGCAGCUGGGUCGCACUCGGCGGCUGGAGUUCCUGCGAGAACGGGCCCAGGACAACGGUGCCCACCUCCCCAUGCUGAUAGGCCAGGACAGCCCGCCCAAGGGGAGCCGCGGGGUCCGGUUCCUGGUGAGCAGCGCCGGGAUCUCCACGGAAGAAUCGUCCUAUAGCCCAACUGUCUCCAACUCUCAGAUUCCUCUGAAGUCUGCACUAAAGACAGUGUCUGCUGUCGGCAACACGGACACACCCAACAGCUCCCAAACACUGUCCUGUGAGGACCCUGAGCAGGAGCUGGUGGAGAGCAAAGCUCGGGCCGUGGCUCGUAAGAGCAGGAGGCCCAGGCGAGUCAGGACCCCCUUGGCGGCUCCAGACGUGGAGGAUGACAUGACUACAGCUGAGAUUGCUGAGUGGGAGGAGAGACAGCUGGAUGAACCUGUAGACUUCAAGAACUGCAAAAUAGACCCUGCCCCUUUCCAGCUGGUGGAGCGCACCUCCUUACACAAGACCCACACCAUCUUCUCGCUGCUGGGACUGGACCAUGCUUACGUCACCAGUACGGGCCGGCUGGUGGGAGUCGUGUCUUUGAGAGAGCUGAGGAAGGCCAUCGAGGGCUCGGUGACAGUCACAGGUGUGAAAGUGCGCCCUCCACUGGCCAGCUUCCGUGACAGUGGCACCAGCACCAGCGUGGCGGAGGUGACCGAACUGCACAAGCUGUGGAAUCGGCACCGGAGCCUGUCGUUGCCACGGGAACCGAGCCCACCCGAAUUGGAGGACCAGUCGGACUUGGCCUUGGACGGCAGCCCAGUGUUCAGCAGGGACUGCACCGAGCUGUCCACUCAGAACACCACGCUGCAGUCAGAUGACCAAUCAGAGGUGGUAUGCGAGUCAGCCAGCCCCUCCCAUUCCCCAGAAACACUUCCAGAGUUGCCAUGUGACUAUGAUUCCACCCACCUGGAUGUGGACCAAUCAGGAGCUGAGGAGGAGCUUUGCCCUUCCCCGUCUGAAGAGCCGCCAGAGGAAGUGUGUGAAGCAGCUGAGGCCGACACAAAGGAUCUUGUAGAAUGACUCUAACAUUCUCUUACUCUCUCCCUCUUUCUUUCCCUCUGUGUCGAUCUCUUUCUCCUCUCGUCCAUGCACACAACCAUAGGAAGACAGGGUAGUCUGGACCUAGCGGGGACUCUUACAGGUGUGUGUCGGGGGUGGGGGCAGCACUGAUAACACCUUUAUCACCUCCAGAACCCAGAGACUUCCUCUCUCCAUAUCAUGUGUGUGUGUGGGUCAAAGAUAGUGAAAGCACACGUGUGUCAGGGAUGGAGGGAUCCACAAGAUCGGUGCAAUGCCAAGGGAAGCACAUGCACCAGUAUGGGGGCAUGUGUGAGGGAGCAUGUAAAGACUGUGAUUGUGUAUGUGUGUGUAUGUGUGUUUGUCUGUGUGUCUGUCUGUGUGUGUGUGUGUGUGUGUGCGUAUAUGUGUGUGUUGUGUGUGUGUGUGUGUGUAAGUGACUCAGCUGCAGCCAGCCCACAUACCCAUCUGGUGCUGACACUUUUAAUCUAAAUAAGAUUGUCUCUGAGAACGAAACUACAAUUUCUCUCCAAAUAUAGCUCCUAAUAACCCAAACUGAAGGGAAGGAGAGAGGGAGGGAGGAAUGAAGGGAGGGAUGGAUGGAGGGAGAACAAGAGAGGGGACUGGAGGAGAAACAGAAAAAUGGGAUGACGCAAGAGAGACAGGCAGAGGAGAGGGAAGGAACGAGUGGGAAUAAAUGGGAAUAAACGACACGUUGUCACAAACAAGAUAAAUGCCACACUGCGGCAAAACCGCAGCCCUCUCCACACCACAACCACACCACAGCUCCACCACACCGGCCAAGCCUAAGAGCCUGCAGCGGAAAAGGUCCUAAAGCACACUGUAAUUUACUCUACUACUACAAUGGCAUUUGUAUUUAGCAUUUAAGAGUCUUCGUCUGAAUCCAAAGCAUACGUGUGUGUGUGUGUGUGUGUGUGUGUGUGUGUGUGUUGUUGAUCACAGGAGGUUAAGUGUUGAUGGGGGUUAGUCACAUGCGCUUGUACAUCAGUGUCGCCAGUCUGCCCUGAAGCCCAGGCGAGUGUCAAAGCGGUCUGGGAAUGUACUGCUCUUGUGUGACUGAUCGGUGUGGGUGGACACCCCUCUUGCACGUGUAAAUACCAACUCUCGUUGCUCUCUAAGCGUGCAAGUUGCACACGUUUGAGAGAAUGAGCUCGAAAAUAAAAUAAACUGUAAGAUCUGUAUGUAAAAAGACUGCGAUAUGCACAUGCAUGUGCAAAUAGAAAUCCCCCCCCCUCCCACCCCCAUCUUAUCCCCCACACACACAUGAAGGCCAAGAAGCUUCAGCCAUACAGGUUAAACCCUGAACCUUGUGGCCGGUGAUGUCAAUAGAUCUAAUGUAGAUAACUUGUACAGUAGAGAGCGUAGUUUUUUAGACUGGGGUAGAACUGCAUUGGCCAGUUUAGGAAUACAAACAGUCCAAAAACUUACAAAUAGUGAGAGAAUGCUGUAUUUUAUUUUAUUUUUUAAGGAAGCUGUACUUGAUCCUGUGGGUCUAAUAAAUGUUGCCUUUAGUUUAAGUACAGCUUUUGAGUCCUUAGCAACCCACUGAGGUCUGGAUGACCACAAAUGCCUAACUAGGCAUCAUUACCCACUUCCUUAUGUUUGGUCUCGUUUUAAUUGCUAAAAUGCAAUAAAUGUCUACGUUUUGGAAUGUAUUGCCCGCCAUAUAAGAUUAUUUUUGGUGACCUUAUUAUAGAAUGUACUGUAUAGUGUUUUUAGACAACAAAGUGCACAUGCAGUAGAGAGAAGCAAUAAGUGCAUAAAUGGCCCUGAAUGCUCUUUAUAAUCCCAUUGAAGAAAUGUGAAUGAAAUUUAAACUUUAACUCCUAACAUGUAUAUAGAAAAUAUGCAUACAAAUCAACAGUUGACAUUAUUUUUAAGAAUACAUUGAAUUGUUUUGUACAUCAGUGACAUAUUAAAUUCAAUCUUUGAAGUUUAA
This is a messenger RNA of Alosa sapidissima (American shad), 5674 nucleotides long. It is a transcript of the gene clcn2a, whose product is annotated as chloride channel, voltage-sensitive 2a. Gene Ontology annotation, molecular function: voltage-gated chloride channel activity. The transcript has 25 exons. Gene Ontology annotation, biological process: transmembrane transport; chloride transport. Bases 790 to 3717 code for a protein of 975 amino acids. Gene Ontology annotation, cellular component: membrane. The record is from RefSeq and is a predicted model, not a curated record. NCBI's taxonomy places the organism in Eukaryota, Metazoa, Chordata, Actinopteri, Clupeiformes, Clupeidae.